Molecule: messenger RNA, 2146 nt
Organism: Dimorphilus gyrociliatus
Lineage: Eukaryota; Metazoa; Annelida; Polychaeta; Dinophilidae
Source: the annotation of a GenBank genome assembly
CAUGGGUCUACCAAUUAUCCAUAUUCUUUGGCCUGAAGAUUCCUGCGAUAUGAUUGUAGCUAAGUCAGGAGAGACAUUGGUUAUCAAUAUAGCGGUUCAAUCAGCUACGGAACCGAUCGUAACAUGGUUCAAUCAAGGAAAAAAGCUGGAUCAAUCAAAAGGAUUUAAUUCCGGAAAAAUUUGUAGUGGAAGAUACUAUGCUUCUUUUCUGCAUGUCCCUGAUAAUUGGAAUAGUGUAGACGUUUACGCACAAAAUCGAGAUGGAUCAAAGUCGAUUAACAUUCCUAUUAAAGUUUUCAAAGUCAGAUCCAAAGCCAAAAAUAUAAGAUCUAGAAAAUCUGAAACAUUUCGACCUCGUGACUUAGCCAUGACUCUUCCUAGAAGAAUGAUAAGGUCUGAUUCCCUUAAUUACACAAGCCAUGAUCUUAAUUCAACUGUUGAUUCUACCACUUGUUAUACAAAUAUACCUCUUGCCGGUACUCUUUCAAGAUACCGUGAAAGUGCGAGUUAUCUUGGAGAAGAUUUAGAUGAUGUUUUUGAAGAUAAUUUUAAUAUUUCCUCUGUUGAAAAUCUUCGAAAAAAGACAAAAAGUCGGCGAAAAAUAUUUAAUUCUGCACCAAAGCUCCACAGAACAAUGUCAUCCCUGGUAAGAACAGAUAGAAAUAGCAUGCUGUUCAAUUCAUCUGAUGUGAGACCAAGAUCAUGUGUAUUUGUAACACCAACAAUACGAAGACAUGUUAAGAGUAUUGCCGAUUUUAGGGCGCCGCGACAAUCAAACGUUCAAGAAGAUAUAUCUUGCCAAGUAUUACCUGUUGGACCCUUAGCUAUAUCUGAAUUCUCAUCAGAAGAGAAUUUCGCUACUAUACCAAAAUCACCAAUUAUUAUGUACGAAAGAGAAAAAGUCUCGCAAAUUUCAGACAAAACUAAAGAAGAUUCUUUAAAUGAGAGUUUUUUAAAUAAUAACCGCUUCAAUGAUACUGCAAAAGUGAUAAAUAAUGGAAAACCAAUAAUUAAACAAAAAACUGAGACAAGAAAAUCGAAUAACUUGAUGAAGAGGUUUUCAAACAUUUUCAAAAGUUUUAGAUCUAAAAAAGAGAUUAAGAUAAACAAAAAAGUGGAAGAUCGAGAGCAAGUCCCUGUGAAAAAGCGUUACUCAAUGCCUGCUACUGAAGAAAACCAGACGCUGACUGACUUAGAUGAUGCUGCCGUUAAAAAAUUUUUCAGACAGAACUCGCUUUUUUCGGAUAAUAGUGAAUGUAUAUCUAAGAGAGGUACUAGUGAAAUAGAUAUUUAUCAUACCAGUCUUUCAAAUGAUUCUGAAAGUGAACGUAGAGAAUUAGAUUACUUGGAUGUUAAUAAAGUAGAGGAAAACAAAAUUUUCAAUAAUACCCAAUCGGCUCUUACCAGUAGAGAAGAGAGUUUAGUAAAUUGUGAACAAACCAAAAAUCUAACACAACCACUUAAAAGUAAUAAAUGUAAAGGAAUAUUAUUAAAGACGGGGGAAGAUGAAAAAAAAGAAACGGAAAAGGAAAGAGAUGAUGAAAAUAUCGAGAAUAUUAAAUCAGACGACGAAGACACAGAUGAAUGGAAUUCUGAUUUUGUAACUGUGACUGAAGUUAUGGUUGAUAUAUCUCCCCAGAAGUUAAACAUAAUUUCGGAAGAUUACAGUCAAACUGUCGUUAAGGAUAGCUAUAAACCAAAAACUUUACGAAAAUUUUCGGAAAGUGAAAAUGAGAGAGAAAUGGAAAACACUCAAGAUAUGUUUACUUAUUUCUCAAGUAAUUUUUUAGAAGUGCACUUCAUGUGGGCCGCUCAUCAAGCACAUCAUAGCUCUGAAGAUUACAAUUUUACAACAGCUCUAAGACAAUCUUGUCUUCAACAGUUUCACGCUUGGUUAUUUUUUGCCCCUAUAGCUUUAUUUGUACCACCCCAAGUAUACGUUGUUCAUCAUUAUUUUAAUUUACUCUGGCAAUUUUGGCUUCAUACUGAGAUAAUUGGAGAUCUUGGUUUCUUAGAAAGUGUACUCAACACCCCAAAGCAUCAUCGGGUUCAUCACGGUCGAAAUAAAUAUUGUGUUGAUAAAAAUUACGGCGGAAUACUAAUUAUUUGGGAUCAUGCUUUCGGUAAAAUAAUUACAGUCUUUUAA